UUGCACAACACUAGUAGACUAAUAACUUGUCGUGCGGAGCUUGUGUGACAGACAUUUUUGAAUAUUAUUUUUAAACAAUUGUUUCUACUUCAAUAUGACUUCUAACUCAGUUCCGAGAAGCAGUCUGACAAGAGAUGGCAAGACGCUGCCGUUCCGCAACGCUGGUCCCAGGAACAGCCGCCACAACAAGCAUAGGAAGCCAAAGAAGCACGUCUCUGAGGACGAGGAGAGUGAAGACUCCCCAGUGGAGGAACAGCCCCAAGAGGAGCAGCGUGGACCCUCCCCUAUGUUGGAGGAACCUACUGUUCGUCUGCCUGAGGAGGUGCUGAAGGCCCUGUACAAGACCCCGGGGGUCCUGAUGAUAGCCGGCCUCGUGUCGUGGGAUCUCGUUGCUCGUCGCGACAACAACCCCACCAAGCGGACCCACCCCAAUCUUUACACAUUCCACAAGUUCACUGACCGCAAGUACCGGUUCAUAGCUAGCAGCUGCUCUGCUGGGCACUCGGUGCUCGUUGAUGAACACGGAGAAGUCUACACUUUCGGUCGCAACACGUGCGGCCAGCUCGGCUUCGGCGACACGGUGACACGCAACGUCCCGGAGCCCGUGCCCGCUCUCAAGGGCAAGAACAUCAUCCACGCCGCCGUAGGCAGGCACCACACUCUAUUCGUCACAGACACGGGCACGGUGUACGCUUGCGGCGACAACAAGUGUGGGCAGUGCGGCGUCGGCAACACCACGCCGCAGAUACUCAAGCCGACCAGAGUCAGAUACAGUGGGGCUCCGGUAGUCAAGGUGGGCUGUGGUGCCGAAUUCUCCAUGAUCCUGGACUGUAACGGAGCCCUGCACUCGUUCGGUCUGCCUGAGUAUGGCCAACUAGGCCACAACACUGAUGGGAAGUACUUCGUGACUUCCACAAAGCUGUCGUUCCACUUCGAGACGGUGCCGAAGCACGUGGCGCAUUUCUUCGAGAAGACCAAGGAAGGCCACGUUAACAUCGUCAAAGAUGUUGAAAUCGUUGACUUCUCCUGCGGAAAUAAUCAUACAGUGGCGAUAGAUUCCCGUAAGCGCGCGUACAGCUGGGGCUUCGGCGGGUUCGGGCGCCUCGGCCACGCAGAACAGAAGGACGAGAGCGUCCCCCGCAUGAUCAAGUACUUCGACUCACAGUCGCGGGGCGUUCGCUCCGUGCACUGCGGCGGGACCUACAGCUUAGCCGUCAAUGAGCUCGGUGGACUGUUCCUGUUUGGGCAGACCAAGCGCACCGGGGAGGCUAACAUGUAUCCCAAGCCCGUGCAGGACUUAAGUGGUUGGAACAUCCGCAGUGUGGGAACCAGUAACACUUCGAUUGUGAUCGCUGCUGACGACUCACUCGUCGCUUGGGGCGUCUCGCCUACUUACGGGGAACUGGGCACGGGUGAUUUGAACAAGUCUUCAGCUCGGCCCAAGGAGGUGACUCGUAUGGACGGCUUGAACAUCACUCAAGUCACCAUGGGCUACUCCCACACGUUACUGCUCUGCGACGACGCAGGGGAGGAGGUCAAGGCUAAACUGGCGUCUCUCCCCACCUUCAACCCCUAAACACCCCCCUAGACCCCCGAAACACCCCCCUUUCAACCCCUAAACAGGAACACUAAGGCUGGAAACAGUGCUCGACGUAGCUAUAUCUGUGCAAGUCUAUGAACGCGCACGCAGCUACGCUGACGGUACGCGCGUGAUUUUGUAUGUGAUCCGGUCGGGAUGUACGGUCAGCGCUGACCGUCGGCCGAGCACUGUUUCCAGCCAUAACAACAUUUGGUUACAUAACAUAACAUUUUGGCACAGCAAAAUUAAUACAUAAAUAUAAAUAUGACUUUAACUAGCCUUUGUAGUUAUGGACAAAUCGAAUCGCUUUGUUUACAUUGCCAGCCAAAUUAAGCUGUUCUAUUGGUCCUCAAACAUAUACCUAGUUAAAAAAAUAUAGAAGAAGCUUAGAUGAACAUCAAUCCUAUGACAUUAGUAAUCUCUACCUAGAAUACUGCUCAAUCCUUUGUGCGAUUUCUGAACAAUUUAUUAAAGUAAUAAUUGAGAAAAUUAAGCAUUUUGAAAUCAAGUAUUGUUACCUUAAGAAUAAGCUGUAUUAAAGUUGAAAUAUUGUCUUAGUACUUUUAGCUUCUGUUGGAGAGAUUACACUACUGAGCUAACUAAUGUCAAACAAGAACUUAGUGCACAAAAAUAUUGUUAUAAACCCUGGAUUCGUGAACCUAUAGUGUUAGGCUUUAAUAAGAACAAGCUGACUACGCAAUCUCGGCAAACGGAAGCUUCCACAACUCCACAAUAGCAGGCCUAUGGCAAAAUCACAUAAAUUAUAUUUUACUAAUGAAUGUCCAGUAGGUUACAUAAAUAUUUACUAUUAAGUUUUUUUUUUGUACUUCUAUAAGUCAACAACACUUGUCCUUUGAUUGUUAGACAAAAAAAGUGAACAAUUUCUCAAUUCAACUGUUUUUUUUUUUAUAUAUUUAGAACAAAUUAGCAUAAUCACUAUGCUUUAAUGUUUUGAUUUGUCAUUUAUGCAUGUGUAUGUUUCUAUGUCACAGGUAAAAUAGUUUUUGUUACUCAAUAAUCAUGCAAAGUAGAUAAGUAGCCUUUGAAAGAAGAUAAACAUGCAUGUUCUAUAAAAUCUGGUUAUCAAAGUACAAGUGCCAAGAAUCCAUCGAAUUAUUUUGUUUUGAUUUUAAUUAAUGACUCCAAUUUAUUUCUUAUCGUGUUUUAUAUAUUUAAGGGUUUAUAUUCAUUGCUCAGUUAUUACUGUAGCAUAAAAAAAUACAUUAAUAAAAUAGUUUUAGGUACACUAACGUUAAUGGUAAAUUAUUAUGUGUAUAGAUGUCGAGCCUGGGCAAAUUUCGUUGGACACCCAUCAUUUAUUUUACUGCAUAUACUACUGCGACGUCUUUUGCGUAAACACAUCUUACGAUGAGUGGUACCAUUUAACUACACCGAUAACGGAAACAUUUUUAGUUGUCAAAUAUCAGAUUUGAUCAAUGGGCGGUAAGCAAUUAGAUUAGUUCAAAC
Molecule: messenger RNA, 3046 nt
Organism: Helicoverpa zea (corn earworm)
Lineage: Eukaryota; Metazoa; Arthropoda; Insecta; Lepidoptera; Noctuidae
Product: protein RCC2 homolog
Exons: 12
Coding region: 95-1576 (493 amino acids)
Source: RefSeq, a predicted model, not a curated record